GGGGCGGGUGCGGAAGUGGCGCGCGUGGCUGCAGGGGGUCCGAACCGCGCGUGGGGGACUCCGGGCGCCCCAUCUCCCCCACCGCGGACGGGCAGGGAGGGGGAGCAGCGCUCUGCGUUCCGCGUGGAGCUGCGGCUGCCCCCGGAGGACGGGAUGUGGAGGUGCCCCAUAGCGCAGCUGCGACCCUCGGCCGGGUAACGCGGGGUAACGCGCCCCUCCUGGCGUCCUCCCCAUAACCGUGCCGCCCGCCCCUGCUGCGGGGCUCUGGGAGCACUCAGUGGGUCACUGCAGGCGCUGCUCCGCCCGGUUUUCCUGCGGAAGGAUGGAGCUCCCCUGGUUGCGGCUCCUGGCCAAGCCCUGCCGCCUGCUGCUCCUCGCUCUCUCCUCCGGCCCCGCCGGGACGUUGGCCGCUCUCCGUGCGCUGCAGCGGCUGCAGGCCCAGGAAGGACCGGGGCACGCGUUCCCCUGGCGGAGCUUUGUGGGCGCGCUGUGCGCGGAGGAGCCCACGCUGGACGGGCCGGAUGGGGCUCUGGCUGUCAAACCACGGCUGCUGCUGCUCCCCGUCCUGUGCCAGAGGAACCUCUUCUCCCUACUGCAUGCAGUAGCAGCAGUGGUGCCCACAGACUGCCUCCGCCAGCUGCUCACUGCUGCAGGGCAGGACCCCCAGCCGGACCCCUGGGUGCACGCACUGGGGGUGCUGCUGCUGCGGGGAGAGGAGCGCUCCUCCCCACCUCCCCCUCCCCUGACGGCCUCCGGCCAGCAGCAGCUCAAGUGUCUGUGCCAGAAAAUUGCCCAGAGCGAAGCAGAGGGGAGGAGGAAACUGAAGUGGUGCUUCAGCAGGCAGGAUGGGGAUGCGGCUGGUUGUGUGCUUCCAUUGGGGAAGCGCAAGAAGGUGCUGGAGGAAAGCCUGGAGUUUAGUGAGGAGAGGGAGGGGAAGAGGCCACUGCUGGAGGAUGCGGUGUUUGAGCUGCAGGGAGGUCUGGAUGGCACAGCUGGGGUGGGAGAAGAGGUGCCUGGGGAGACAUCGGGGGAUGGAUCCGCACAGAGCCUGGCUGGGGCUGCCUUGGAAAGCCCCCAGCAGAAUGCAGACAAGGAGCCCAGCAGGAUUUCGAGGCCAGAGGUGGCAGUGGAGGUCCAGUCCUUUAUCCAGAUGCAUGGACCAAGGCUGAAAAUGUUGCUGUUGCAAGAAGCCAGCCACGCAGAGCCGAGCAUCCCACCUGAGCUGCACAUCCUCAACAGCUGCUCUCCAAGCCAGCUCGAGGGGCUGUGCUCCUUCCUCCAGCUCUCCACGUGCCCGGAGCAGCUCCUGGGGCGGUUCUGCAGCUGGUUGUUGGCUCUCACACCCGACCUCAGCUACACCAGCGCAGCUGUCCUGGCUGAGCAGCUCUUCCUCACACGAGUCCUGUCCCUCUCACAGCCGCCCUCCCGCCACCUCAUGGCUGCCCUCAUCUCGUUCUGCUCCAAAUACUCAGAGCCCUUCUGUCAGGUCCUGGUGGCUCCAGUCCUGCGGGAGCCGGGGCAAGGUGCUGAGCAGACCAAGCUGGUGUGUGAGCUCGUAGAGGAGUGCCUGGAGCCCGACUACGUGAGAAUGGUGUUGGGCCAGGUGCUGGCGGUCCCUCUGACCGAGAAGCUGCUGCCGGUGGUGCUGGCGGUGCUGGGCAGGCAGGAGCCGCUGCCCUCCGAGCUCUUUGACCUCCUGGUGCUCACCCUGUGCCGGCAGGCCCCAGCCUUUGCCACCUCGCUGAGCUACGCCAAGCUGGUGACGGCCGUGCUGACCACGUACAGCAGCCAGCUCAGCCCGUCCCACCGCAGCCGUCUGGCGGCAGCUCUGGAUGGCAGCAAUGCAGCCCUGAGGAGAUCUCUGCAGGCGGCGCUGGGCAGGUGAGCAGUGAGGGAACGGUUGGAGGCUUCCAUGGAUGGAGGAGAGGAUGGCUGUAUGUCCCGUGCCAGCACAACAGGGACCCAACGUGUGGCCAUAAAAGCCAGGCUUGUUUUUUAAUGGGCUGUGGCUGUGCAGUGCUGUCCCAGUGGAUGCUCUGAGCUGUGCAGAUAACGAUUUCCUCAGAUAAAAGUUAAUUUUUCCAGCUUC
Gallus gallus (chicken) is the source of this 2089-nucleotide messenger RNA. It is a transcript of the gene FANCE, whose product is annotated as Fanconi anemia complementation group E. The coding region runs from base 323 to 1885 and encodes 520 amino acids. The record is from RefSeq and is a predicted model, not a curated record. Lineage: Eukaryota; Metazoa; Chordata; Aves; Galliformes; Phasianidae. Gene Ontology annotation, biological process: interstrand cross-link repair. Gene Ontology annotation, cellular component: Fanconi anaemia nuclear complex. The transcript is spliced from 11 exons.